AUGGAAGCUCUUAAACAAACCAUUUUAGACGCUCCAAAAUUUAAAAUUGAGGAUGAGAAGUCUUCUUGGUUUGGUUGUGAAACUUGUCACAUUUGGGAAAAAGAAGUAAUUACUCUAAAAGAAAAAUCGACCAAGGCUUUAGAACCAAAAGUUACCUUCGCUAUUGAUUCAACAAAAUUUAAUAAAUCUUUAAACGUACAAAAUAAAAAGUACAAAUUUGUUGUAAUGGAAUCAAAUAACAAAAGUCACUUUCAUCAUCACUUAACUUGUCACUAUUGUUACAAGAAAGGUCAUACCAUUGCUAAAUGCAAAUUUAGGAGAUACUUGGUUCCUAAUGGUGUUGAAUGUCUUGACUUCAUGAAGAGAAUGUUGUUUCUCGAUAGUGGAUGUUUAAGGCAUACGAAGGGUGACAUUUCCCUAUUCACUGACUCCGUGGAAAAGAAGAAGGGUUAUAUGACCUACGGAGACAACAAUAAGGGUGAUAUGCUUGGGAAAGGUAGUGUAGGUAAUCUCUCUUCUAUUAUUGUCUCUGAUGUUAUACUUAUUGAAGGUCUUAAACAUAAUCUACUUAGCAUUAGUCACUAUGUGACAAAGUCUAUUAAAAAACUUUCACAGAUAGUUAUUGAUUGA
Molecule: messenger RNA, 630 nt
Organism: Lathyrus oleraceus (garden pea)
Lineage: Eukaryota; Viridiplantae; Streptophyta; Magnoliopsida; Fabales; Fabaceae
Exons: 2
Coding region: 1-630 (209 amino acids)
Source: RefSeq, a predicted model, not a curated record